GUGGAGGCGCGCGCUGAACUUUUGAAAAGAAUUGUUGAUUCUGGCACGUGAGCGUUCUAAAAAAAGUUCGUUUUUUUACUGUAACGGUUGUUUUGACUGAGCGACAGAAUGGAGGCGGUUAGACUGGCUUUCUGAGGGGAGGCUCGGAAAGAAACUGACCUAAAAAAAGUGAGUCCGCAUCGCAGAGUCCAGCCUUCGGCUACCGUUCUAUGAAAAUCUCGGUCUUUCUGCUGGUGUGGAGCACCGUGGCCUCAGAGCGCGGGCGUGUUUGUACGCCAUGGCCGCCCAUCUGGUCUCUCCGAGCAGCUACUCUCCCCCUCAGGCAGAGCCGGGCUCCAACAGCGAGCGGAGCGCUGACUCUCCGCUGCACGCCUCCGAGGACGACUCCAGCGGCCACGUCUCCCCGCCAGACCCGUCCUGGACGGAGGAGAGGUUUCGGGUGGACCGCAAGAAGCUGGAAACCAUGUUACUCGCAGCCAGUGAAGGGAGAGUAAGUGGAGGAGAAGAUUUCUUUCAGAAGGUCAUGGAUGAAACGAGUACUCAGAUCGCCUGGCCCUCCAAACUGAAGAUUGGAGCCAAGUCCAAAAAAGAUCCUCACAUCAAGGUCAGUGGAAGGAGGGAAGAUGUGAGAGAGGCCAAAGAGAGAAUUCUGUCCGUCCUCGACACAAAGAGUAACCGUGUGACCCUGAAGAUGGACGUGUCGCACACAGAGCACUCUCACGUGAUCGGGAAAGGAGGGAAUAACAUUAAACGCGUGAUGGAGGAGACGGGCUGCCACAUCCACUUCCCUGACUCCAACAGGAACAGUCAGGGCGAGAAGAGCAAUCAGGUAUCUAUAGCAGGACAGCCAGCAGGGGUGGAGGCUGCAAGAGCUAAAAUACGGGAGUUGUUGCCAUUGGCUCUGAUGUUUGAGUGUGGUGGUCUGCUGGAGCCUCUGGACUGUAACUCUCCGAUUGUCCAGCACAUUUCUCAGUCCUGCAACGUCUCCAUCGCCUGCAAACCACCCUCACAUCUCUAUGGCAACACUGCUGUUGUCCGUGGCAACCAGAGCAACGCUGCUGCAGUCAAGCGUGGUACUGCUCUGCUCUUGGAUCACCUAGCUGGUUCAAUGGCUGGAUCUGUUCUGGUCAGCACUCAGCUGGACAUUGCGCCACAGCACCACCUGGCCCUGUUGGGACGAAACGGAGCCAACCUCAAACAUAUCACCCAACGCACUGGCGCCCACAUCCACUUCCCCGACCACAGCACGCACUCUCAUGCACAGGGCCACGCACGCCGCUCCACUGUCUACAUCCAGGGCAGUGUGGAAGCCGUGUGUGAUGCCCGACAGCAGCUAAUGGGCUGCCUGCCGCUGGUUUUAAUGUUCGAUGUUAAAGAGGAGGUGGAGGUAGAGACGCAGUGCAUUACAACUCUCAUGGAGCAGCUUGACGUCUUCAUCAGCAUCAAACCCAAACCCAAACAACCCAGCAAGUCUGUGAUUGUGAAGAGUGUUGAGAGGAAUGCUGAAAAUAUGUACGAGACUCGCAGGCUGCUGCUGGCUUUGGAAAGCGGCUGUGGAGCCUCUCCCGGUACUCCUGUUUCUCUCAGUACCCCUGUUUGUCCCGUUUCUUCUGGAGCUCCUUUUACUUCUGGUACCAGCAGUGUCCCGGUUAAUGGCCACUGCUCCUCCUCCUCCCCGCUCCUCAGCCCUGUGGGACUGGAUAUCCUGGCCUCAGCUGGACUGGGGCUAAGCACCCUAGGUCUUUUGGGUUCCUCAGGCAUUUCCACUCAUAGUUCGCCCAGUACAAACCCACCUCUGUCUGGACACAGUUCUGCCCUUAACUUACCAAACGGAGCAACCAGCACGCUACAGAACAGCAAUCACAAACACUCAAACACACCUAUACACACACACACUCUCACACCAUUAAACAGCCCUUCCCUCUGGACCAGUGCUCUUAGCACAGCAGCCAACACUGCAGUCUCUCUCCCAGGGUUCUCCUCUGUUCUGAUGCUGCAGUCUGUCUCUCAGGGUUCUCUCAGCGGUCUGCUGCUGUCUGGAGUCCGCGGUUACAGUCACAGUUCUACACACAGUCACACACACUCACCUACACAUGUUCAUUCACACACCCCCUCCCCUCCGCCAGGACUCGCACCUAUACACAAACCGGUGACUACAGAGCAGCUCAAAACACAUAUCCCAGGGUCUGUGUACCGAGGGAUUUCAUCAGUUUCUCUUACUGAAUCUAUGCUUGGCUCCACCCACUGUGACCCAGUCCAGGAAGUUAAUGGACACAACCAAUCAGAAGCUCUCUCCAGCAAAUCCAGCUCAGAUGAAGGUUCAGAUACGUUUGUUGAAGUGGGUAUGCCCAGAAGCCCAUCUCAUUCAGCCAAUGGCAGGGAGCUAAAGCAGAUGUUGGCAUCGUCAGGGAAACGGCAAACUGUGGAAUUGCUACAAGACACCAAGAAUUCCCAUCUCCAUUCAGAGUGCUUGCUGUCUGAUUCUGAAGCUGACGCUGUAGCUGAUAAGAGAGCUCCAGGCAGUGAGAGAGCGGCAGAAAGGAACAGGCUAGCACCUCAUAUACAGGACUAUGAGCAGAAGAAGCUACUCGCUACUAAAGCCAUGCUGAAAAAGCCAGUGGUGACCGAGGUGCGGACCCCCACCAACACCUGGAGUGGACUGGGCUUCUCCAAGUCUAUGCCUGCAGAGAGCAUCAAGCAGCUACGCAGAGCCAGCCAUGCAACUUAUAAACCUGCGGUCAGAACUACGUACGAGGGUCCUCCUCUUUCUUGUGUUGGGGGUGGGGAGGUGCUGAGUAAUGGCAGCAGCGGGGAGAGCUGGAGGGACAGAAAUGGAAGUGCUAUCGUCAACGGUAACGGAGCAGCAAACGAGUUCCCCUCUGCCAUCAGUCCUCCAGAGAGGAGCAAGAGCAGGACUGCUGUAGAUCAGUAUUUGAGCAGCAGCAACUAUAUGGACUGUAUCUCCUCCAUGGCUGGCAGUAAGGGCUGCUCUCUGAGCUCCUCUUUGAAAGGUACAGACCUGCCAGAGCUCUUCAGCACGCUGGGACUGGGCAAAUACACCGAUGUCUUCCAGCAGCAGGAGAUUGAUCUACAGACAUUUGUCACACUGACUGAUCCCGAUCUAAAAGAACUGGGAAUCUCAACAUUUGGAGCUCGUAGGAAAAUGCUGCUGGCUAUCUCAGAGCUGAAUAAGAGCCGGAGGAAACUCUUUGAGCCGACAAGCAUCCACUCCUCUUUCCUAGAAGGCGGCACGAGUAGACGUCUCUCACACCAGUUCCACAAUGACAUAACGAGCAUAAGUGGACGCUGGUGAGCUCCAAGCCUCCGGGACCCUGCAACAAAAUGACUGCCCUUCUGACAGUGCCUCUGCCUGGGCUGCACACACCCCAUCCCCUCCAUAAGUCUGGUGGAGUAUGUAGAGUGGAUACUCCAGAAAUAUAGUAUUAAAUUAUAUGCACCGAGUUAAAGAAUGUCACAAGUGCCAAAACAGGAGAAUCUCCUUAGACAUAUGAAGGGUCAGCUGCUACUUUAUAAGUGGUGUUAAGAGUUAAACGUUUGUAAAAUCAUGAAUAUCUGAUGCAGUAUUAAGUGAAAGGGUGCAGUUGUAGACGUAAAGUCUUGUGCGUUUGCCAUGAAGGAGCAGGAAAAAGCACAGGUGGGGGGAAAAAAAAACCGUUAUCAUUGGUACUCUUGCUGUUUCAGCAAGUAUCAGCAUAAAGCACUUUAAGACAGCUUUUACCUGUGGGUUUUUCAAGAGCAGUCAAUGCAGCUUGCAUAUGUUGAUGUGAUUCCAAAGCACUUACUGACCUUAAGUGUCUGGGCAGAGUUCAGAGUUUAUGCCUUAGAUCAGUUGAUUGGUCAUAUUCAUGUUCUUGAAAGUGCUCUGUUGGCGGUAGUCAGUGUUGUAAGGCUGCACUUAUUCCAGAUAUUUUAAAAGCUUAUUUUAGUAUUAACAGUUUAAUUUUAUGUUUGCCUUAAGAAGUAUCAUGAGUUUACAUUUUGUUUGCCACCUUUCUUACAUUCCGUUAUGAGUUUAUCAGUGGGUAGGUUUGGAUUAUGGCCUGAGAAUUACCGGUAUAGAGUGUAGAAUUUCUGCACUUUUUUGUAGGCCAGUGUUCAUAAGGCUGCAUGACUCUUGUGCAGGCACUUCAUAACAGCUAAUAUACACCUAUAAAAACUUAAUUUAGUAAGUGCGGUUGAACGUAAAGGUUGUAUUUGCCCAUUUUAAUUUGAACAGAGGGCAGUCAAAGCAUUGUUUUUUUUUUUUUUUUUUCUGUCAUUAAGUUGACAGACUUUGUAGCUCAGUGUUUUUCGCUGUCAUAUAUUUUAAAUUGCAGAGUCAGUUGUAAUAGUAAUUUCACCCAAUGAAGCAUCAUGACAUUAACCUGACUUGUGUUAUGUCAGCUUGACAGAAGAGUUGACAAAAGCAACCUUUUAUGACAAACAGUAUCUAUAGCAAUAAGCCUUAUAAAUGCUUAUUCCAGUUCAUAUCAGUCAUCAUGAGCUUAUGUAGGUGUCGUGUAGCAUUAUGAACACUUGAAUGUUACUAAAAUUUCCGUAGGGGGUCCAUUAGGGGGCAAUAGAAUUUUUUUUUUGUCUUAUCCACUUUAACCCCUUAUGCUCUCGGUCCAUAAAUCAGUUUUACCAUCCCAAAUUAGUUCAAUAGCAGGAAAGUCUCUGUUCUUUCCUACGAAAUUUGAUCUGAGAGGUGUAUUAGUUAUGAAAUCUUACACUUUCAAAGUGGGACCCAGCUUCCUGGCCCAUGGACGUAGCAUAAUAUAUCUUACUCCUCUACUAAUAACACACAUUACAUUGAAUCAGACACUUUAAAAGCCCAUUUCAUGAUUUACUAUAGUCUUAGUCUAGGCUAGCAUUUAGAUUUUCUGAUUUUCAAUGAAUUGUCCCCCAGCGUUCCUUAAAUUAAUGUUUUUUUCUCUUUCUUUUGACGAUUAUCCCAGGUCUGAACUCAUAUAAGAUGUUGAUAUAAAUUUGAACAGUUUGCAUCAUGUAUUUGAGGCACGCAGACGGUGAAAUGCAUUUCCAUCAGAUUUGAGGGAGAAAUUGUUUGUGUGUCUGUUUAUUGGUGGCCAUAUUUUAUUUCUUUAUAGUUUUUUUUUGAGUUUUUACAUAAUUUACUUUUAAUAUGUUGUUUUAUUGUUUUGUAUUUUUAGUUGGAGCAUCAUGUGUUUGUAUUGUUUUUUUCUAACAAGGGAUGUAUUCAGAAUUUAACCAUCAAAUGCCUUAUAGCCUCUGGAUUAUAAUGCGUACGCUUUGUUGGAAUAUUUUCUUGUAAGAACUGUACGUAAACGGUAGUGCAUUCAGAUAUGCAGGGAAGCCACUUUGAAAAUGCGUAUUAGCUUAUUGUUGUGACAAUCCUGAUUGUAUAAAACUUUUUUCUUUUUUUUUUAAACAUCUGGUUAGUUUUAUACGAGAGAAUCUUACAAAUGUUGCACAAGAGGUACCAUAAGUAGCCUUUGCUAGUAGCUUUUUUUUUUUCUUUUUCUUUUUUAGCCUUAUUUUGAGUUAUUGGUUAAUACUAAAUAUGCAGAUUUUCUUUUCUUACUUUACUGUAUCCGCCUCUAGAUUGGUUAAAAACUGCCAGACACAAUGGCUGAGAAGUCUAAAUUUAUAUAUACAAGGACCAAUACGUGUUAAAUACAUUUAAGAGAAGGGAUUCAGGCGACUUUGUUUAAAGCCUUAUAUUGAUUCUGAGCCUGAAAUUGAUCUUGUGUUUGACAAAUCAUGCCAGUUUGGAUGGAGUUCGUUACCACUAUGUUUUCAAAGCGUUUGACUCGAGCAGUAACUCAGACGUUGACUGGUUUCAGCAGUAUUUCUGGGGUGCGUUUUAUGAAGGAACAACUGGGUUGUUCUGUUGGCGGUUGUUGUCUUUUCUCCCAAAGUGGAGGUUUGUGGGAAUUGUAGUGAUUUCUUUUGGGAGAAAACCACACGAAAGAAAACACUAGAAAAGGCCCUGCUUUGGAUUCUUUGACAAAGGGAACAGAAUUAGUGUUUUUGCCUUUAAAAUCAGUGUCUUUGUAAUGGAAGAAAACAACUGGUCCACUGUGACUGUUGGAAUGUUGUCAUAGUGACCACAGUGAGACUGAUCCUAUCUGUGUGCUGCAGAGCUUUUUCUCUGCCGCAGGAACAAAAGAAGCAAGUAGUAAUGUUCAGGAAUAAUGUUCACUGAUUGUGAUUUCUGUCUCAAAAUAAAAAUAAAAAUAUGCAAAACUGCCAA
This is a messenger RNA of Pygocentrus nattereri (red-bellied piranha), 6235 nucleotides long. It is a transcript of the gene bicc1a, whose product is annotated as BicC family RNA binding protein 1a. Gene Ontology annotation, cellular component: cytoplasm. The coding region runs from base 278 to 3313 and encodes 1011 amino acids. The transcript is spliced from 21 exons. Lineage: Eukaryota; Metazoa; Chordata; Actinopteri; Characiformes; Serrasalmidae. Gene Ontology annotation, molecular function: RNA binding; protein binding. The record is from RefSeq and is a predicted model, not a curated record.